Molecule: messenger RNA, 1592 nt
Organism: Phoenix dactylifera (date palm)
Lineage: Eukaryota; Viridiplantae; Streptophyta; Magnoliopsida; Arecales; Arecaceae
Product: F-box protein SKIP8-like
Molecular function (GO): protein binding
Source: RefSeq, a predicted model, not a curated record
GAACAUAACCUCUCGUCCCCUCGAAUCCCCGAGAUUGUAGCGUUUAUGUGAUCUCCUCUCUCCUCUCUCCUCUCUCCUCUCUCUCUAUAAACCCGGAUUAAACAAAAAUUGGAAGAACUACCAAAAAAAACACUGAAAGAGCAAAAAGGAGAGCAAACGAUAGCGCGCUUGAACUUUGCGGGACUGCGUCUACGCCUCCCCAAACCGAUCAAACGUCCCAAAAAAGAAAGAAAUAUCCUCCCAAAACAAUCCUCACCACCGCGAUCAAAGCCGCAGAUCCCUCUCUCUCCUCUCCCUCUUAUCUCAUGCGACCCUUGUCCUCUCCUCCGCCCUAGGGUUUGAUGCCGUCCGAGCCCUUGAUGUCCUCUAGAUGGACGGCGCCUACCCGUUCUCCCUCCGCUCCCUCUUGAUCGCCGCCGGAGCCACCGCUUUGUGCUGUCUUUGCUCUCUCUGGGCCCUCCGAUCGGUCUCCGGCGGGGUCUUCAAGAAGGCCGGGACGAUCAAGAACAAGAAGUCCUGCGGGUGUGCGUGCUCCUCCUGCGGCGGUGGCGGUGGAGACUCCGGAAACGCUCGGGCAAACGGGGAGAUGGCGGUGGGCGGCGCAAAGAAGGCCGCGGCAGUGGAGCGGCUGGCCGGGGGUUCGAUGAUGGAGCAGCUGGUGCCGGAGAUCACCACUCACGCGCUCAGCUACCUGGAUUACACCAGCCUCUGCCGUCUCUCCAUGACCAAUUCCUCCAUGAGGAGGGCUGCGAAUGAUGAUGGGGCCUGGAAAGCCCUCUAUCACAAGGAUUUCACAGUGGAGCAGGACAGUAUCACACCAGUUCAUGGAUGGAAGUCUUAUUAUGCUGCUACCAGAGCCAUUGUUAGUGUCAAUGUGGAGUUCUUUAACAUCAUUAGAGAAAGAUCUCUGCCUGCAAUGAGUCGCUUUUGGCUUAAUGCGGACUAUGUGAAAUGCAUACAUGGCUCUGGAGAGCUAUUUAUAGGGUAUGCUGCGGUGAUCGACAGUUGGUCCAUGGCACUCAACUGGGAUCAAGGAGGUGGUCAAGGUGUUGCCUUUCAGAUUAGGGAUGUACGAGCUCGUGUGCUCAGCGACAUGGCGUGGGUCACCAUGAAGGCUUAUGUUGAUAUGGACUCAGGACCGUUCCAUAUGACCAAUAUCUAUGAGUUUCAUAAUGGUCGGUGGUAUAUGGUUCAUCAUCACAGUUCAGUAAUGCUCACGGAUGAGGAUCCGGGGCCCCACAAUCUUUUUGGUUGAAGUGCAUAGGAAAUAUAUUAUUGCUGGAUGUGGCAGAAGCUCUUGUUUCUUUCUCUCUUAGGUUUAAAAUUUUCUGGCUUUUUAGUUUUACCAUUUCUCCCCGUCAGAAGUUGUCUUUAUAAGCGCACCAGGCUAGACUGUUGAUAUAUGUUCAUCAUCUCUUUUCCGUCGAGAGGCCAUAAAUAUAUUUUUUAAUUUCUUUGAACUUUUAAAUUUAUCCUGAAAUGAUUCAGGACAGGAGAAGCUUUCAUUAGCUUUGUAUAGAUGGCGAUGCGGUGACAUACUCAAACAGGAACAGGAAGAUUUUGGGAGCUAAUCAUUUGAAAACAUUUGAUUA